CUUAACCAGAACGCACUGCUCCUCAUCCUGCCAGGCAGGGAGCAAAACAGAGCCACAACAGCAGCAAAGUCCUCCAGCCCAGCAACAGUGUGCAUAGGGACCAAACGAAAGGGCAGUCAGUUCCGGGCUGGUAGGAGGCACACAUAGCAAGCACUGCAAGCACAGGAGGCAUUGCAAGCACUGCAAGCACAGCAAGCACAGCAAGCACUGCAGGCACCACAACCAGCCAGCCCCCCUCCAGCAUCACGGACCCCCACAGCCCCCCAGGGCUUCAGGCACGACUGCACUUCUCACCUUGGGUGGCGAAUUCAUAAAGCUGCUGCAGAAUGUUUAAAAAAGUCACCCAAAAAAUAGCAAAGCAAAUGGAUCCCAAAGGAGACCUGGUUCCUGUCCACAGCAUCUCAGACCAAGACCGCUUCAGGCUGCUUUGCCUGGUUCGAAGGAAGAGGAAAGCCAGAUUCCGCCCGUUUCCCUCCUACAGAAGGACAGAAUUCCAGCUCCACGACGUGCUGCUGCCUGCGGAGGAGAAGGACAGCGUUGAGUCCCUCCUUCCCAGCACUGAGAGCCACAGCCCACGGGAGUUCACAACCACGGGAAGCAUCAGAGACAGCGUGGAUGGGAGCCUCAGCAUCCCCUGUGAGCCUGCAGAAGUAGAACUGGGAGGAGGUGCCUCGGUGUCCAAGCAGUGGCACAUCAAGCUGGAAAAGAAGCACAUCCUGGUACCCAAACUUGAGGCACUGAGAGAGGAAAGGAAAAUCAACACGAAGCACAGCUUCAUCGAGCAGCUGAGGAAGGCCAGGCAGAACUUAUAUGUGAUCCACGAAACGAUAGAGACCUCAGAGGAGGCCCGAUACGAGGAAUCCACGGAGGCGGAGGCGAAGCUCAUGGCUCAGCUUUACGCCAAGUUCUCUGCUAAGGGCACCACCGGGAGCAAACAGAGCAUAACCAUCCCCAGGGGCUGCACACUGGCCUUCAGGGCGAUGCAGCUGACCAUCGGGGACGCAGCGUGGGGUAUCAACCAUUUUCCAGAGAAUGAUCAACCAACGUUUGCAUCUGACGGUUUUGCACACAGAGAAGUAGAUGCACUGGAGAAAGAAGUUAAAGAGAAGUGUCACGUUCUGUCCCAGCUGGCUGAUGAGCUGAAUGCCAUUGUUGUGAAGUCCAUCAAAGCUGUCAUGAGAGACAGGAACCUCCUUGAGGAGCUGACCGAGAAGAUGGAAGCCGUCCUCGAUGACCCUGAUAACUGUGAGCUGACAACACAGAGCCCAGACUUGGACGUUCUGCUCAGCACACUUCGGAUUUCUGCCCGCUGUGAUCUCCUCAGCCUGACAGAAGCCAUCUCCUACACUCUGGAUGCCUUCACUGAGUUAACAGAAGAUCAGCUGCUGCUAUUGCUGGAGUCUUGGGAAGUGAAGAUUGUGCCCCAACAGCUUAAACUGGUGAGGAGCAUCCUGGAGCCGAAGGCAGAGCACAGCACUGCUGCUGGUUUGCUCUCCUCCUUCAGCCAGCAGCAGCAGCAGCAGCUGACCAUGGCGGUGCUGGAGAUGAGCGGGGUGGAGCUGCAGGGGAGCAGCGCUGCUGCCUGCAAAAAGGAGAACUUCCCAUCCCUGGCAGCUCUGUACGCAGCCCUGCAUGCACUGCACUGCCUGAGUGCAUCCUGAUGGGCGACGCGGGUCCCCCUGUUCGGGCUGAUUGAAAAGCAAUUACCUGAUACAAUUAAAAAGCAAUUCCACUGA
Messenger RNA from Tympanuchus pallidicinctus (lesser prairie-chicken), 1736 nucleotides. It is a transcript of the gene GSDMA, whose product is annotated as gasdermin A. Gene Ontology annotation, biological process: pyroptotic inflammatory response; defense response to bacterium. The coding region runs from base 327 to 1661 and encodes 444 amino acids. The record is from RefSeq and is a predicted model, not a curated record. Gene Ontology annotation, molecular function: phosphatidylinositol-4,5-bisphosphate binding; phosphatidylserine binding; phosphatidylinositol-4-phosphate binding. The transcript has 11 exons. Lineage: Eukaryota; Metazoa; Chordata; Aves; Galliformes; Phasianidae.